Schistocerca gregaria is the source of this 1600-nucleotide messenger RNA. RefSeq lists its product as uncharacterized. NCBI's taxonomy places the organism in Eukaryota, Metazoa, Arthropoda, Insecta, Orthoptera, Acrididae. The transcript is spliced from 2 exons. The record is from RefSeq and is a predicted model, not a curated record. Gene Ontology annotation, molecular function: protein binding. The coding region runs from base 17 to 1219 and encodes 400 amino acids.
GCACCUUCUCCUUUUAAUGGCCGGAUGCUCGCCAUGGACUGGACUGCCUGGCGACAUAUAUCUCAGAAUAUUGAAACUGUUGUCGUCAUCUGAUUUGCAUUCAUUGAUUUUGACAUGCUCUUCUUGGAAAGAGCUCAUUACAGGCAAUGAUUGCAAUAACGGAUUCAUCAAUUCCUAUUGGAGACACGUCUUGUGGAAGGAGUGGGGUAUCUGUUCUUCCAGGGUAACUUCUUUUGCCAAAGGGGGCAUGAUACCACGUGAUAUAUACCUUGCUUAUAAAUGGUCUAGAAUCAGUGUAGCCGACCUAUUUUUACCAUACAUGAAUAUAAAGAAAACCAACGAGAUUCCUCGAAUGAAAAGACGAGUUCAAUUGAGCGCUAUUUCAGCCUUUUGGGUUUUAGGGUUGUACCACACUAAUUCCUUAAACCACCAAUUCGAGGCUCAGUAUAGACAUGACUCGACUUCGUACUUUGGCAGAGUUCUGGAAAUUACAAACGUCUUUAGAAUUCAAAUAGAGGGAUCUGCGAGAGUGGCUGUCCCGGGAUAUUACAGAGUAUCAUGGCGCUUAAAGAUUGUAGACGCAGAACACGGUUUGGCGCCAUUAUUUUUCUAUACCAGUGUGUCAGAUUCUUUUCGAUCUGGGCCAAAGCCCAUGAUUAACCGAAAGGUUGAAAUCAGUAGAAGGAAUGUAGGAUAUUACAGAGACGAAGAUUUAAAGUGGUGUUAUGAAGAACUGGCACAUCCCGCGCUUACGAACAGAAAAAAUUUUGUUUACGAGUUUUGCCCUCCUCACUUUGUGGAUAAUAGGCAAAAUCUAGGAGAAGAGGAAGCCGGCGCUGGUGGUGAGCAGGCUAAUUUGCCCGCUAUUCCAACAUCCCAGACUUCGAAUGAGGGAACGCCUGGGCACACUGAUUCAGAGCAUCCCGCUGUUGGUAGCCAAGAACAAAUUCGAAUGAACGUUUGGUUCGAUUUAAUUGUGGGGUAUAUUCACGUACCGAAGAAGUGGAGUGGCGUUCGUUUUGCCGCAAUCAAUUCAGUUCCUGACUGGAAGAAUGGAUUAUGGGUAGACUACGUUUCCUUGCUUCCAGUGACGAAGAAGGAAUUCAAUAUGAAAGACAAACUUCCAAUGGGUUUUCAGGCUACUUCAGAUACAACGUUUGGUUUCGAUCACUAUAGAACAGCAGACCCCUUUCUUGCGCCUAAUAUGGAAGUUGACUAAGAAAAUAGUGCGUACUUUAGGAAGAACCAUCAAGUCAAAAAAGAUCACAUAUGGUCUACACAUAUAAAAUGUGUGUGCACAAGCCUCUCUAAACGUUGGGACUUUGCGAUGUCAACUCAGAUGAGCAAUCAUUUUUUUCGUCCAGCUUGUGAUAUUAGAUCUAUGAACAGAUACAAAAAAUAUUUUAGACAAGAAUACGAGCAACAUCAGCGAAUGGAGAAAAUGACAAUAGAUGCCAUGUGAGAAGACCUUACACCUUCGAGCAAGGGUUCGUUCGAGAGAGGUACAAGUACGCGAAAAUCAGAUUCUUAUUCGUAAUAAUAUAGGGUGAGAAAGUGAGAUGCAUAGAUGAUCUCACAUUUUCUCAAUGGAUUGACUUAU